Molecule: messenger RNA, 1818 nt
Organism: Mucor velutinosus
Lineage: Eukaryota; Fungi; Mucoromycota; Mucoromycetes; Mucorales; Mucoraceae
Product: Hsp7-like protein
Exons: 7
Coding region: 1-1818 (605 amino acids)
Biological process (GO): protein localization to membrane; vacuolar transport
Cellular component (GO): Golgi apparatus; membrane
Source: RefSeq, a predicted model, not a curated record
AUGGCCUUCACACUAGUCGCUGUACUGUUGCUAGUUUACAGUCAACUCGUCUUGUCAUUCAAGCAGGGUGAUUCUAUACCUCUUUACUACAACAAGGUUUUUUCGCUGCAGAAUCAGCUGUCAUAUAGCUAUCAAUCACUCGGCUUUGUCUGCCCAACCACGUUUAGCAGAAAAAAGAGUUUGCUGGUGUUUGACCAAGAUUUCAGAGGCGACAGACUUGUGCAAAGCAACUACAAGAUUAACUUUCUCGAAAAUCAAGACUGUAAAUUGCUCUGUAAGCAAUCUUGGAGUGUGGAAGAUGCUAUCCAUGUGGAAGAAUUGAUCUCCAAUGACUACAUGGUAGAGUGGGAAUUGGAUGGGCUGCCAGGCGCAACUGUAUCGUAUACAAAUGAAGCCCCUGAGCACAAUUAUCGAAUUGGAUUUCCUUUGGGUUUCAAAAAGGGCGACAGCACCUUUAUCAACAACCAUGUUAUAUUUCAGAUUCUCUACGCAGCAGAUAAAGAUCGCUUUGGACACUAUGAUAUUGUAGGAUUUGAGGUGUACCCUGAUUCUAUUGCUGAGGGUGAAUGCACCAAAAAAAAUGUGGAAUACGAGUAUCAGCAAGUAACCGGCAGAAGAACACAAGUGUCAUUUUCGUACUCUGUUCAAUGGAAACAAGCCAAGGAAAACACUCGCUGGGAGGCCUUCUUGAUGAAGCCAAACCCUGACAGACACUUUUCCUCCUUGUUGAAUGGCGUCAUUGUGGUCAUGAUUGUGUUCGCCAUCAUUGCCAUCAUUUCCUUAAAGACAGUGCACAAGGAUGUCGGCAGUAAUGGAGAAGACAAGGAUUUCAAAAUCUACGACGACGCUGAUGAUUUUGUUGGCUGGCGAUUGAUCAACAGAGAUGUGUUCAGAAGACCUAUUUAUGGAGGGUUGUUGACCCCAAUUAUGGGAUCCGGCAUUCAGCUACUGACUGUUGCAGUGGGCUUGCUUGCUUGUUUGCAGUUUGGCUGGUAUCAUCCCGCUCAACCUGGAUCGUUGACUCGCUGGUUCACAUUCUUGUUCUUGUUGGGUAGCUUGCCAGCUGGAUACUGGAGUGCUAGAAUCUACAAGGUCUUCCGUGGCAAAUCCUGGGUGCUGAACAGUAUUCUUACAGCAUUUGUUGUGCCCAGUGUAUUUGUGAUCAUCUUGUUUGCCACUAGCAUAAUGAACUGGACACAGCAAUCAUCACUCGCCAUCUCUUUCUCCGGAUGGGCUAGUUUGAUCUCUAUUUGGCUAUUCAUCCUGACACCUUUGACAUGUAUCGGUGCUUAUUUUGGAGAGAAAGCAGAACGCAUUGAACAGCCAUCCCGUACCACACAAAUUCCUCGCAUGAUUCCCAAGAAACGCUGGCAUCAAUUAGACGUUGUUCACAUUCUUUUGGGCGGUAUUGUGCCAUUUGCAGUUGUAUUUUUGAACUGGCAUGAAUUGCUGCAUUCAGUUGCCAAAGGCGAGUACAUCUUAUCCAUCAAUUACACCAUCUGGACAUCGAUUUUGCUGUUGAUCUCUACUGCCGAAAUGACCAUUGUCUUGAUCUUUUUACAGCUCUGCAACGAAGACUAUCACUGGUGGUGGCAAUCCAUGAUGAUCGGUGGUUCACCUGCCGUGUACAUGCUUGCCUAUGGUGUAUUUUAUUACUUGCAGAAAUCCAGCAUUCAAGGCCUUGUUGGGGGCACUAUUUAUCUGGCCAACUUAUUGAUUGGAUGUGGUUUGAUCGGCUUGUGUACAGGUACACUUGGGUUUGCAAGUUCAUACCUCAUUAUUAGAAGAAUGUAUAGCACUGUAAAAACAAAUCAUUAG